CUCCUCCACCUACUGCAACUGUUCCCAUAAACCUGGUGACAGAGUCAGAAAACUCCCCAGCUAAACAUCCAUAGACUUCAUAUGACCCAAUACUCUAUACUGUGAUGAUCACAUCAGCCAAGGCUACCUAAAAGAAGACAGUUAUCUCAUAUUUGGCUGCCAGCUUUUUCUUUCUCUUGACCACUUAAAACUUCAGACUUCCUCUCCUGUUGGUAUCAUGGAGAAAGUCCAAUACCUCACUCGCUCAGCUAUAAGAAGAGCCUCAACCAUUGAAAUGCCUCAACAAGCACGUCAAAAUCUACAGAACCUAUUCAUCAAUUUCUGUCUCAUCUUAAUAUGUCUCUUGCUGAUCUGUAUCAUCGUGAUGCUUCUCUGAAGUUCUGCUACAACUCUAGAGCUGCAACAUACCACAUCAGUUAAAAUCUGUCAUCCCAUACAGACAGAAAACAAUACUGUGUAACAUACCACUUCCUGAGUAGAAGAGUUUCUUUGUGAAAAGGUCAAGAUUAAGACUAAAAGUCAUUGUUAGCACAUGUAUUCAUCUGCUGGAUCUUGUAAACAUGAAAAGAGCUUUAUUUUCAAAAAAUAACCUUAAAUUUAGUGUAUAAAAUGUAACUGUUGAUUUCCUCAACGUGGCUCACAAAUUUUUAUUCCAAAUCUUUUCUGAAGAUGAAUUAAGAGUUUAGUUCUGAAACUGCACUCCCAACAAGUUCACUUCAUAUGUAAAGCAUUAUUUUUACUCUUUUGAGGUAAAUAUAAUUUAUAUUACACUGUAAAAGCUUAUUUAGUAUUAAGUAUUUUUCAGGUCUUCACCAAGUAUCAAAGUAAUAAUACAAAUGAAGUGUCAUUAUUCAAAAUAGUCCACUGAUUCCUCAUAUCUGUUAUCUUAUUAUAAAGAACUCUUUGUAGUAACUACCAGUAUCAAUAUUCUAAAACAGAAAUUGUACUUUUUCUAUGCCACAUUAACAUUUUUUAAAGUUGAUGAGAAUCAAGUAUGGAAAAGUAAGGCCAUACACUAACAUAAUAAAAUUUCUCUUAAGUGAUUUUUUUCAAAGAAUUACAGAAUUCUAGUCCAUGUAGGUAAACCAUAAAUCUGUUCUAAGAUAUUAUGAACAACAGAUGAGAAUUGGUGGUUAAUAUCUGACAGUGUGAUUCAUCAUAAUCACUAAUGUACUAACAGAAUAGAAUCUAAUCUUCCUUUAAGGCACUGUAGUGAAUUAUCUGAGUUGGAGUUACCUAACUUGCCAUAUCUAUGGAAUCAUGAAACUGUAAGACUUCAGAAUGAUUUUACAGUUUGUCUUCUAUUCAAACCUAAUAUCCAAUGCAGACAAAGAAAAUAAUAAAAGAUUUCCAGUGACAGAAAAAGGUUAUCUCAAGUAUUUAAAAAAAUAAAAAUAUGAAUUUUCUCUCCAAAUAUUAACUAAUUUUUAGAUUACAUUUUGAAAUGAACUUGUUGGCCCAUCUAUUAUAUCUACAGCUGACCCCUGAACAUGGGGGUUGGGGAGUUGACAAUCCGUGGGUCCCCAAAAAUCUUAACUACUAAUAGUCUACUAUUGACCAUAAACCUUACUAAUAACACAAACAGUAAAUUAACACAUAUUUUGCAUGUAUAUGUACUAUAUACUCUAUUCCUACAAUAAAGUAAGCUAGAGAAAAAAAUCUUAUUUAGAAAAUCAUAAGAAAGAGAAAAUAUAUUUACUAUUCAUUAAAUGGAAGUGGGUCAACAUAAAAGUCUUCAUUCUCAUUGUCUUCACAUUGAAUAGGCAGAGGAACAAGAGAAGGAGAAAGAUGGGAAGGAAGAGAAGGGAUUGGUCUUUCAGUCUUGUCUUUGGGGUGUGGGGAGUGGGGGAAAAGAAAAUUCAUGUAUAAGUGGACCCUCUCAAUUCAAGUCCUUGUCGUUCUAGCAUCAACUGUAAUAGGAUAUAACUAUUUUCCUUAAUCUAUCAACCAAAUGGUAAACAUCUAUUUUGUAGGCCACUCUACUGAGCUAAAUUAUAGCUCCAACAAUGCUAUCUAUAACUAUUUUCUUGAUGAAUAAAGUUUCAAUUUCUCCUCUGAUUAUUUCAGAACAUCUUCCAAUAACUCACAAAACAACUGAAGUAAAAUUUAGUGCUGGCAAAUAUAUUCACCAAACUUUGGCAAUUUCAGUUGACUAAAGUUUGAAGUUAUGUCUAAACUGUAUAAUCCAACGAUUUUAAUUCUAAUUGAAGACAUGUUACUAAUAUAACUAUUAUUAAAAGGCAGAGGAUAUAUAAUUAACCAUAUCCUCUAAAACAUGGUUACUAAAAGAAUAUGAAGCAUCGAUAUUGAUCAUGGUUUCUUAUACAAGUGCUGUUAACUAAAUAGUGAAGGAGACAUUAUUAAAUUUUCUGAAACCAUGAGAGGUACUAGUGAUGGGAGUGUAAAGAGUUUGGUUCAGGGAUACCUAAAUAACAGAUGGGCAGAGUUUUCUUAAGUGAAGCCUCUUCUACAAGUUGGAAAUCCCUAAUAACAAGCAGAAAGCUUAUAAACAACAGGUAAUACACUCACAUUUACUGGUUUUAGUAAAUUACCACUAAAAAAAGUAUCCAAGUUCUGUAAUAAGCUGCACUGGUCUUAAAUACAAGUGGAUAAUUUGAACUGAUUAGUCACAGUCUUUUCAUUACAUUGUUCAUUACAAUAUUUUCCUCAGUAAACAGAAAUAA
Saimiri boliviensis boliviensis (Bolivian squirrel monkey) is the source of this 2684-nucleotide messenger RNA. It is a transcript of the gene PLN, whose product is annotated as phospholamban. Gene Ontology annotation, biological process: negative regulation of heart rate; negative regulation of calcium ion import into sarcoplasmic reticulum; negative regulation of ATPase-coupled calcium transmembrane transporter activity. Gene Ontology annotation, molecular function: ATPase inhibitor activity. The record is from RefSeq and is a predicted model, not a curated record. Gene Ontology annotation, cellular component: sarcoplasmic reticulum; membrane. Lineage: Eukaryota; Metazoa; Chordata; Mammalia; Primates; Cebidae.